CUCAGUUCCUUUUCUGGUAAACACUGAGCUGAUUAUCCAUCCCUCUUAAAAGUGCCCUGGAAGAAGAGGCUUCCAGCUCUCUGGGGGGUUCUCUUCCUCCUCUGGUCUUUUGGGUUCAUCCCAAAUUAUUCCCCAAUGGAAAGAUCGUUCAAGGAAUUGGGGGCGGUGGCGGGGAAAAGGACAGUCUCCCAAGAGGUCAGGUUAAGCCCCGGUCUCAGGGUGUUGAAGGAGAGGCUGGGGGAAGCAGGAGCCUGUUCCUAGGAGACACUUUCUACUGGGCACCUCUUCCUAGACGGCUUCCCCUGACACCGCCACAGGAAUAGGAAUCAUCAUCCCACGCCGCGGGGAAGGAAACCAAGGCCGGGUAAAGUAACGUAGGACCCUCAAAGUAGCAGAGCCAGGAAUAAAGUCCAGAUUGGGACUCAGGUCUGUGGGCAGUCCAAGGCUGCCCCCUUUACCCUACAAAAAGCUCGUUUCCCCUCUGGAACCCUGGAGUCCUCUUUCCUACCCCGCCUCUUGUUCCCCAAGCGUGGCCAGGGCUAGGGCUCCAGGUCUCCUCCAAGCACCGUUCUGUCUUCCCAGGGAGAGUUUUCCCCCGCCCGGGGCUAGGGUCUGCUGGAUCACCCCUAGACUUUGGAUCGCGACAAGCGACGAGCGACGAGCGACGGCGCUAAGGCACAGGUGGGGCGGGAGCGCGAGAGAGCCGAGCGCGGAGGCGCGGGGGGCGGGAAGCGGGGCCCGGGAGCAGCCUGGGACCGCGGCAGCGCCGCAGCUCCUAGCGCCAGCGGCUGUCUGCCCCAGCCCCUCAGUGGCGGCUCGCUCUCUUCUUCUCUGGCUCCGAACCCGACACAGCCGCUGCCGCCCGGCGCGCUGCGAACUCCCGACAACAGCCCUGGCCGUCAGCGGGCACCAGCCGCUUCCUGUCCCCAGCGCCGAGACUGGAGGGGCGCACCGCGGCCACCGAGCCAGAGGCGCUUCAGGCUGCGAGAGAAGUCCCCGCGCGCCCAGGGGCCCGGCGCAGCUCACGGUGAGCGCCCCCCGGGGCUCGAGGGUCCCUUGACUGAGGGGGCGCAUCCUCGGGGUGCCCGAUGGGGCUGCCCGGGGGUCGCAGGGCUGAAGUUGGGAUCGCGCACAGACCGCCGCUGCAGCCCAGCCAGAAAUGCUGCCGCCGGGGAGCAAUGGCACCGCGUACCCGGGGCAGUUCGCCCUGAACCAGCAGCUGGCGCAGGGAAACACCGUGGGGGGCUCGGCUGGGGCACCGCCACUGGGGCCGGCGCAGGUGGUCACCGCCGGCCUGCUGACCCUACUCAUUAUCUGGACCCUGCUGGGCAACGUGCUGGUGUGCGCUGCCAUCGUGCGGAGCCGCCACCUGCGCGCCAAGAUGACCAAUGUCUUCAUCGUGUCUCUGGCCGUGUCAGACCUCUUCGUGGCGCUGCUGGUCAUGCCCUGGAAGGCGGUCGCAGAAGUGGCCGGUUACUGGCCCUUUGGAGCGUUCUGCGACGUCUGGGUGGCCUUCGACAUCAUGUGCUCCACCGCCUCGAUCCUGAACCUGUGCGUCAUCAGCGUGGACCGCUACUGGGCCAUCUCCAGGCCCUUCCGCUACGAGCGCAAGAUGACCCAGCGCAUGGCCCUGGUCAUGGUCGGCCUGGCCUGGACCUUGUCCAUCCUCAUCUCCUUCAUUCCGGUCCAGCUCAACUGGCACCGGGACCAGGCAGGCUCUUGGGGCGGACUGGACCUGCCCAACAACCUGGCUAACGGGACGCCCUGGGAGGACGUUUGGGAACCCGACGUGAGGGCAGAGAACUGUGACUCCAGCCUGAACCGAACCUACGCCAUCUCUUCCUCUCUCGUCAGCUUCUACAUCCCGGUGGCCAUCAUGAUCGUGACCUACACGCGCAUCUACCGCAUCGCCCAGGUGCAGAUCCGCAGGAUUUCCUCCUUGGAGAGGGCCGCGGAGCACGCGCAGAGCUGCCGGAGCAGCGCCGCCUGCGCGCCAGAGACCAGCCUGCGCGCUUCCAUUAAGAAGGAGACUAAGGUGCUCAAGACCCUGUCGGUGAUCAUGGGGGUCUUCGUGUGCUGCUGGCUGCCCUUCUUCGUCCUUAACUGCAUGGUUCCUUUCUGCAGUGGACACCCCGAAGGCCCCCCAGCCGGCUUCCCCUGCGUCAGCGAGACCACCUUUGAUGUCUUCGUCUGGUUUGGCUGGGCCAACUCUUCACUCAACCCCAUCAUCUACGCCUUCAACGCCGACUUCCGGAAGGUGUUUGCCCAGCUGCUGGGGUGCAGCCACCUCUGCUCCCGUACGCCGGUGGAGAUGGUGAACAUCAGUAAUGAGCUCGUCUCCUACAACCAGGACACCGUCUUCCAGAAGGAAAUCACAGCUGCCUAUAUCCACAUGAUGCCCAACGCGGUGACCCCAGGCGACCCGCAAGUGGACGAUGACGAGGAGGAGGGCUCUUUUGAUCGCAUGUCCCAGAUCUAUCAGAUGUCCCCAGAUGGUGACCCUGUGGCAGAGUCUGUCUGGGAGCUGGACUGCGAGGGGGAGAUUUCUUUAGGCAAAAUAACACCUUUUACCCCAAAUGGAUUCCAUUAAACGGCAUUAAGAAGCUCGCUCCUGGAUCUGCAUCACUGCAGUGACAUUUACAAGCAUGCACACACGCGCAAAUACACGCCUUUCCAGCGCUGCCCUGUUUAUAAUGUGUUUCUGAGUAGUAGCUCAUGUGCGUAGAAACCUCACCCCAUUGAUUGGUAGUUCAAAGAAUUGGCAGAAGCAGUUGCAAUAAACUCAGUCAAAUAUACCCAGCCUGCCAGAGGUGACCCUAUUAAAGAAGAGAGUAUGGUGCUGGGUCCUU
Molecule: messenger RNA, 2849 nt
Organism: Callithrix jacchus (white-tufted-ear marmoset)
Lineage: Eukaryota; Metazoa; Chordata; Mammalia; Primates; Cebidae
Gene: DRD5
Product: dopamine receptor D5
Biological process (GO): G protein-coupled dopamine receptor signaling pathway; adenylate cyclase-activating adrenergic receptor signaling pathway; positive regulation of MAPK cascade
Cellular component (GO): plasma membrane
Molecular function (GO): dopamine neurotransmitter receptor activity, coupled via Gs; G protein-coupled receptor activity
Source: RefSeq, a predicted model, not a curated record